Molecule: messenger RNA, 684 nt
Organism: Lobosporangium transversale
Lineage: Eukaryota; Fungi; Mortierellomycota; Mortierellomycetes; Mortierellales; Mortierellaceae
Exons: 3
Coding region: 76-537 (153 amino acids)
Source: RefSeq, a predicted model, not a curated record
CUGGCAAAAUUUAUAUUAUAUAUAUAAGAGAGAGAAACUUAUUAAUUUUUUACUGUUUGUAAGAUUCACAACAACAUGAGCAAUGCUUUAGAAUUAUAUGCAAAAUAUUUCGAGAGCCAUGGUGUAGAAAGCAUGUCAGCAAUCGAUUUUUUCAAGUUUGAAAAAUUUAAAUAUAAGCACCGUAAAAUUGCCAGUCAGGAAUGGUUGAAUGUUGUGGUCCCUGCAAUCGAGAAGAUUAACCGGAAGCGUGCUAGGAUCUUACGACAUGAAUGGGAAGCGAAGCCACAAAUUCGAAUCGAAUAUUGGGAAAACAAGUGCAAGGAGGAAGAAAAGGAAUCACAUAUUUCUGCUGUUCGAACAGAAGGCCGAAUCCAGUCCAUUGCUUCUGUAAGAAGUAUCACCAAUGAAACCGUCCAGGAACUUAGUUCUACUUCAACUGACAAUAGCGGAUUGUUAUAUUCCAGAAGCUCGUCGCCCUGCCAGAAUCAGCUACGAAGGAUGGGUAGGACAGGUUCAUUUUUUCUGUCACAAAGGUGAUAAGGUGGCCUUCAUAAUAUUUAUUUAUUUUAUUUUAUUUUUUACAUACUAACCCCAGAGACAUUUGAUACUGAACCUAAAGAGUUUCCAGUAUCUGCUGAACCGCCGGGGAAUAUACAGGAUCAGACCUUAAGUGACGAAGGCGAC